AUGGCAGCCUUCGUUCCUCAAGCAGCGCCCCGAGGUCCGUUUGGCCAUCCUGCUCCGAUCAAUGCGAAUGCAGCUCCUCUUGGCACUUUUGCUCCGGGCACGAAAGUUCAGGUGGGCAACCAUAGAGUUGUUAUCGAGAAAUACCUCUCGGAGGGCGGUUUCGCCCAUGUCUACGUUGCCCGCCUGCCCAAGCCCGUUGAUGGCUCCCAUAUGGCGGUGUUGAAGCGGGUGGCUGUGCCAGACAAAGAACAUCUGGCGAAUAUGCGGACAGAGGUGGAGACGAUGAAGAAGUUGAAGGGCCAUCGACAUAUCGUCAGAUACAUUGACUCGCAUGCUUCCCAAUUGAAGGGGGGAGGAUACGAAGUCUUCUUGCUGAUGGAGUACUGCUCGGGAGGAGGGUUGAUCGACUUUAUGAACACAAGGUUACGGAAUAGGUUGACAGAGCCAGAGGUUCUACAGAUCUUCUCUGACGUGGCCGAAGGGGUGGCCUGCAUGCAUUACCUGCGACCACCUCUCCUGCACAGAGACUUGAAGGUUGAGAACGUGCUGAUUUCCAACUCCGGCUCCUCGACAACAUACAAGCUCUGUGAUUUCGGUUCUGCGGCUCCACCAAGACCAGCUGCAUCUUCCGCUGCAGAGGGACGGCUCAUUGAGGACGAUAUUCAGCGGCAUACGACCCUACAAUAUAGAAGUCCAGAGAUGAUUGAUGUAUACCGAAAACAACCAAUUGACGAGAAGAGCGAUGUCUGGGCGCUGGGGGUGUUCUUAUACAAACUCUGUUACUAUACUACGCCUUUUGAAGAAGUCGGACAAAUGGCUAUCCUCAAUGCACGCUUCAAAUAUCCCGCGCAUCCGUCAUUCUCGGACCAGCUCAAGAUGCUUAUAGCAACAAUGCUGAAAGAGGAUCCAGCCAAGCGACCGAAUAUCUACCAGGUGCUGCAGCAAGCUUGUUCAAUGCAGGGAAAAGAGAAUCCAAUUCGUGAUAUAUACACAACUCGAAGCCAGUCAGAGAAUCGAAAAAGCAUCCAGUCGCCUACUUCAGUUGGAAUAGCUGCUUCAGCCCCUGGUGCUAUGCUGUCUCCACCGGUACAGAAGAAGCCGGCCGCACUACCUGAUAUUGCCCCUAUGAGGAGAGGCAGACCUACCAAAGCGACAUCGCAUCAUGGGUCAGCGCAACCAAGUCCCUCGCCGUUACGAAUGAUGGAUGAAAUCGACCCUUUUUCUUCAUUGGAUGGUGGUAAAAUGGGUGCUGCAGAUGAGCUUUCGUCACGUUUCCCCACCCUUGACCAGUUCUCACUUCUCACAGAGAAGAGCAACCAGUUUGAUUUUGAACCAUCGGCCGCCGACAGGCCUGUGCCUGAGAAGGCAGACCUCUCCCAGAGGGUGCUAAACGCUCUGGCAGACGAAGCAUUUGCACGACCUCCUUCGCCUGGACCACCGAAGCCUACCAAGACAGUUCCUCCAGUGAUCAAUCCUUCAUCUCGUGUUGUUGCCGACGGGAGGAAGUCAUACGAAACCAAAGACGUGCCCCGGCUACCAGACGAUAUUGCAUCCCCAGCCCCUCACAGACCGUCGAUGGUUUCAACAGGAACAAUGACGUCGCCCUCUCCACCGCCUCCGUCUGGUGACAAAUCAAUCCAUCGAUUUCCUCCAGCGAACCAUACAAGACGUCCUUCAAGCCUACCGCGGUCAUCGGAAGCCAGUAGACCAAUGUCAGGAGUCAGCAACGCUGGUUCAAGGCUACCUAAUCUGCUCAGCCAGGAUGCCGCGAAGUUGCAGCAGGUCGCACUGGCUGAGCCAAAGUCACCCUCUUCCUCCAGACCAUCCCUUGAAGGCUCCCGGCCAACUAUGAUGGAAGUUGAUAGUGGUGUCAGCAGGUCGAAGUCUACCAACUCCAAAUUGCGCCCUGCUAGUAUGAACAUUGUUUCCAAAAUGGACUUCUAUCGCGGCCAGAGAUCAAGCAGGCCGUCCACCAGCACGGCCGAGAGGCCUACCCACGAAGAUAGCCCGCCUCUACUUUCGGUCGAGUCCGAUAUAAAUAUUUCCUCAGAUGUGGAAUUCCUGCGGGCGAAAGAGGAGGAAGACAAGACAUUUAAAGGACAUAAGCGCCAUAGUAGUGGCUCGGGGCAGAAGAAGCGCGGCAGUCUCCCGUCACUAUCAUUAUCUGGCACCAAAAAUCUCCUCGCUGGCAGAUUCGGUGAUGCAUUCAGAAAGUUCGAGGCUGGUAACAGUGGAUCUAGCCACAGAAGUCGAAGUACGUCUCCGUCGCGAGAUCCUAUUAACGUCUUGACCCCUAUAGCUGGAUCAGAAGCGACUGAUCUGAGUGAGGAGCGACAUGGUCUAGACGAAACUGAAGAUCUAUCUCCUGAAACACGCCGUGAACUCGAGCGAAGGAGACUAUCGGCUGAGGAGAAGAGAGUGGCGAAUGCGGCAGCCGAGUACCGAAAGAGAUUGGCGGAGAAGGGUGGAGAGCGAGGCCGAGAUCCUACAAGGGCUCUGUCUAUACAAAACAAGGUCCAGUCCCUGUUGAAGGAAAAUGAUCGACCAGCGACCAAGACAGCCGCUGGCUAUGGGCGAUACACUAAUUCGAAUGGUUCUCCGCAGAUGAGUCAGUUCGAAGCGCCACAGAACAUGGCAGUCAAGCAAGCGCCUCGAAAUCAUGCAAUGCAGAAUAUUGCUGUUCAGUCGCCUCCUCACGUGGAUAACUCUUUGUCGGAGCCUCUACGUACCGUCACUUCACCGGCUAGUCUUCCUUCGACUGCUCCUAUGAAUCUUACUUCUCCGAGGGCCUCAAUAAGACCAGCUGCUCCACCAAAGCCGAAGAAUAUGAGGACGGGCACGAGUGAGACAGUUGAGCAGCCUGCAGAAGCUGGUCCAGUCAACAACAUCUCGGCGAGCAGUCCGGCUGAUGACUGGGAAGCCACAUUCAGCAAACGAUAUCCCAGCCUGUCUGGUCUGGAAAUGGUCGAGACAGAGAUUGACAAGGUUGCUACAAUCCGGGCGAAGGAGGUAUAG
This is a messenger RNA of Endocarpon pusillum Z07020, 3015 nucleotides long. RefSeq lists its product as uncharacterized. The record is from RefSeq and is a predicted model, not a curated record. The transcript has a single exon. Gene Ontology annotation, cellular component: cytoplasm. Gene Ontology annotation, molecular function: protein serine/threonine kinase activity; ATP binding. Gene Ontology annotation, biological process: peptidyl-threonine phosphorylation; actin cortical patch assembly; actin filament organization. Lineage: Eukaryota; Fungi; Ascomycota; Eurotiomycetes; Verrucariales; Verrucariaceae. Bases 1 to 3015 code for a protein of 1004 amino acids.